Molecule: messenger RNA, 2528 nt
Organism: Yamadazyma tenuis ATCC 10573
Lineage: Eukaryota; Fungi; Ascomycota; Pichiomycetes; Serinales; Debaryomycetaceae
Gene: CWH41
Product: Cwh41p
Biological process (GO): protein N-linked glycosylation; oligosaccharide metabolic process
Cellular component (GO): endoplasmic reticulum membrane
Molecular function (GO): Glc3Man9GlcNAc2 oligosaccharide glucosidase activity
Source: RefSeq, a predicted model, not a curated record
AUGACUUACUUUGGACUUUAUAUGGAAGAAUUCUAUGGUUUUACCAAAGGAAAAUAUAAGGCUGCUUCUGACUCCUCAUUAUUGUGGGGACCUUAUAGGUCGGGAUUGUAUUUUGGAAUACGGCCAAGAAUCCCUAGAUCGCUACUUUCAGGCUUGAUGUGGUUCAACAUGGAUGACUACAAUGGAGUUAGAAAAAUGAGGCACUUUUAUGAACAGAACGAUCCUAUGAAAAAGGCCAACUGGAUCUACUAUGAUCCAAGGUAUGGAGGUCGUCAAGUAAUCAUCGAUAAAGAAAGUCACAUCAAGCUUGUUAUCGACUUUAUUAAGAGUGAGGAUGGUAAGUCGUGGGGUGUUAAGGUUAAGAGUAAACCACAAAAGGGGUUCGAACAUGUCAAAACCUCAUUUGUGUGGUAUUCAGGCAUGGAAAGUGAACCUUUGGAAACGGACAUUUUUGGCCAGGAGACCACAGCGGCUGUUAUUAACUUGGAUAUGGACAGAAGCAUAGAUGGAAGAUAUAACGGCCCCAUUAAGUUGGCAGGUGCCUCUGAAGAUUUGGGAUUCUUCACGUUGUCUAUUGGUGAAGGACCCACGUCUAAUCAAAGACCAAAACUGAUAUUCGAUUAUGAAGAGAUCGACCCCAGACAGAACAGACAUCUCAGCUUGAGAGUUCCUAAUGACGAAAUCUGGAGGGCUAAAGAUAUUUUCAACUCGCUUUUGCAGGACUCAGUUCAAGACUUGAUGGACAAAUAUGGAGAGGAACCAAUCCCUCCACACCAGUCGUUCGUUAUGAGAGAUAUGAAUAAAUUCCAAGGAAACCUCCACUUUGUGCAACAGAUUUUUGAAGGAGAAGCCGAAUUCUACAUUCUUUAUGACAAUGCGUUCACCCCGGAAGACCAAAAGAUCACCAAAGAUAACUUUGAAUUCAAAUCGAAAAAAGUGUUGGACAUCUUCCAUUCCAAGUUCAAACAGCAUUUCGAGUUGUUGCCUCCAUUUGAUAAACAGGAGUAUCAACCGUUUGCCAAAGAGAUUGUUUCGGGACUUUUGGGUGGAAUUUCGUACUUCUACGGAGACCAUUUGGUGGAUCGGGAAACUAAAUUUGAUGACGAGUCUUUUGAGAAAUAUGAAUUGGAAGGAAAGUUGGAAGGACCCCAUGAGCUCUUUACCCUUGUACCUUCUAGACCAUUCUUUCCUCGUGGGUUUCUCUGGGAUGAGGGGUUCCAUUUGCUUCCACUCUUGGACUACGAUUCUGAUCUUGCUCUUGAAAUAAUUCAGUCUUGGUUUAGUUUAAUCGACGACGAUGGAUGGAUUGCCAGAGAACAAAUUCUUGGCCCUGAACUGAGAUCCAGAGUUCCUGAAGAUUUCAGAACACAAAGUCCUGAGAUUGUGAACCCCCCCACAUUGAUGUUAGUUUUCACUUUUCUCUUGAGAAACUUGCAAAAUGAACAGUUUGGUAAUAUAAAUGCUCCUAAGGUAGUGGAAGAUUAUGGAGAAAUACCCCUAUUUGACUCUUCUGACUUGGGUAAGUUAGUGUUGUCGCAUCCGGAGUUGCUCACCAACUACACAAAAAGCAUAUAUCCCCAUUUAAAAGCACAUUAUGAGAUGUUCCGUCGAACUCAGAAAGGGUACUUGGAAGACUUUGGAAGGUCACCCGACUUAGAAGUUUACAGAUGGAGAGGAAGGACCCUUACCCAUUGUUUGGCCAGUGGUUUGGAUGAUUAUCCAAGAGCUUUACCAGCUGAUAUUGCCGAAUUGAACGUGGAUCUCCUCUCGUGGAUUGGAGUUAUGACCAGAUCAGUCAAAUUGAUUGCUAAUAUCUUAGGUGAAGAUGAUGAUGUCAAGCACUACCAGGAGAUUGAAAACAAUAUAAUCAAGAGCUUAGAUGAUAUCCAUUGGUCUGAGGAAGAAGGUGUUUACUGCGACAAGUCUGUUGAUGAAGAUGAAAUAGACGUAUUUGUGUGCUACAAGGGAUAUGUUUCAUUGUUCCCCUUCAUCACCAAGAUGAUGGGUCAUGAUCUGUAUGACAAGUUAGAGAGGCUAGUGGACUUUAUUUCAGAUCCUGAACAGUUAUGGUCAGACUACGGAAUCCGGUCCGUGUCCAAAUCUGAUCCCACUUACAGAACUGGCGAAAACUAUUGGAGAUCGCCUAUUUGGGUUAAUAUUAACUACCUCGUUCUAGAUGCUUUGAAACAUUACAAGGAGGUUGGAUCUGGUAUGCCCAAACCAUUGCAACAGAAGAUAAGCAGCACCUACCAUGAUUUGAGAGUCAAUCUCGUUGAUAAUACAUUUAAAGAGUGGAAGCGCACGGGAUUCUUAUGGGAACAAUACGACGAUGAGACCGGGGUGGCUAAGGGAGCCAAAAACUUCCUUGGUUGGACAUCUACUGUGAUCUUGAUGAUGAGUAUGCCUGAAAACAUUUAGGGCUAUUUUGCAGCAAUUAUGUAGCAAACAUAUAGCUCUAUUGACGAAAAACAAGUUAAGUUGAACUGUGUAUUAUGGUAGUUAGGUGAUAUUACGAUAAAUUUCUGGGU